AUGAACAUGAAGAAAAAGUACGGAGGAAAAAAGGAGAACAAGAAAGAAAAAGAUGCGGGCGUGGAGUGCGGGGUCGCCAAGGCGGAGGUGCAGCAGCUCCGGGUGCAGGAGGCGGUGGACUCCAUGAUGAAGAGCCUGGAGCGCGAGAACAUCCAGAAGAUGCACAGUGUCAUGUUCCGGUGCAGUGCCAGCUGCUGUGAGGACACCCAGGCGACCAUGCAGCAGGUGCACCAGUGCAUUGAGCGUUGCCAUGCACCACUGGCCCAAGCCCAGGCCCUGAUGACGGGGGAGCUGGAGAAGUCCCAGGACUGCCUGGCCCGGUGCACUAUGCUUUGCAACGACAAAGCCAAAGACUCAAUGGAUGCAGGGAGUAAAGAGCUUCAGGUGAAACGACAGCUGGAGAGUUGUGUGACCAAGUGUGUGGAUGACCACAUGCAUCUCAUCUCAACCAUGACCAAAAAGAUGAAAGAGUCUCUCUCAUCCAUUUCAAAAUAGAAGUCUGUGCCCCAGGCCAUGGAGACUAAGGGCAGGA
This is a messenger RNA of Sorex araneus (European shrew), 532 nucleotides long. Its product is annotated as protein FAM136A-like. The transcript is spliced from 2 exons. The record is from RefSeq and is a predicted model, not a curated record. Gene Ontology annotation, cellular component: cytoplasm. NCBI's taxonomy places the organism in Eukaryota, Metazoa, Chordata, Mammalia, Eulipotyphla, Soricidae. The coding region runs from base 1 to 495 and encodes 164 amino acids.